This is a messenger RNA of Jatropha curcas, 1283 nucleotides long. Its product is annotated as inositol oxygenase 2. Gene Ontology annotation, molecular function: inositol oxygenase activity; iron ion binding. Gene Ontology annotation, biological process: inositol catabolic process. Lineage: Eukaryota; Viridiplantae; Streptophyta; Magnoliopsida; Malpighiales; Euphorbiaceae. Gene Ontology annotation, cellular component: cytoplasm. The record is from RefSeq and is a predicted model, not a curated record.
CAAGGAAGGACUUUUUUAAGGGCAAUAUAAGUAUCACAUCUUGCAAGAAUUUCCUACCACAGCCAUUCUUUCAACCUUACUCUUCUUCUUCGUCUCCUUCUUCUUAUAUUCCUUUUCGGUUUCCAAAUGACUAUUCUCAUCAGCCAGCCUGAGCUUGGGCUACAUGGUGAGGAACAGAAACACCAGGAUCAUGUCAAGGAAUUAGUCUUAGACGGUGGAUUUCCGGUGCCGAAAUCGACAUCAGCUGAUGCAUUUGAUGCGCCUGAGAUUAAUUCAUUUGGAAAUUCUUUCAGAGAUUAUAACGCUGAAAGUGAAAGGCAAAAGACGGUGGAAGAAUUCUACCGCCAGCAACACAUCAACCAAACCUAUGAUUUUGUAAAGAAGAUGAGAGAAGAAUAUGAGAAGUUAGAUAAAGCAGAAAUGAGCAUUUGGGAAUGCUGUGAGCUCCUUAAUGAAGUUGUAGACGAUAGUGAUCCUGACCUUGAUGAGCCCCAGAUUCAACAUUUGCUGCAAUCGGCUGAAGCUAUUAGGAAAGAUCAUCCUGAUGAAGAUUGGCUCCACUUGACUGCUCUUAUUCAUGAUCUUGGAAAGGUUCUUCUUCUUCCCCAGUUUGGAGCACUUCCUCAAUGGGCUGUUGUAGGUGAUACAUUUCCUCUUGGGUGUGCUUUUGAUGAGUCUAAUGUGCAUUACAAGUAUUUCAAGGAGAAUCCAGAUUCCAAAAUUCCAGAAUACAGUACCAAAAAUGGUAUUUAUGAGGAAGGAUGUGGACUAGAAAAUGUGAUGAUCUCAUGGGGGCAUGAUGACUACAUGUACUUGGUGGCCAAGGAAAAUGGAACCACUCUACCACCAGCUGCAUUGUUCAUUAUCCGAUUCCAUUCUUUCUAUCCCUUUCACAAGGCAGGUGCGUACACACACCUAAUGAACAAGGAGGAUGAAGAGAAUCUCAAGUGGCUUAAGAUAUUCAACAAGUAUGAUCUCUACAGCAAGAGCAAGGUUCUUGUUGAUGUUGAUGCAGUGAAGCCAUAUUAUCAAUCCCUGAUUGAAAAGUAUUUCCCUGCAAAGCUUAGAUGGUAAAUUAUGAGGUGUGACGGGAGAUAAGAAAUCGGAUGAUUGUUGGGGAAAUGUGACUAAUAAUAUCAAGAUCGAUGUAAAAAUAAACUAAUCUAUUUAUAUUUAUGUACUCACGGAUGUAUCAAUACCAUAAAUGAAAGAAUUUUUGUAUUGUGUUCCCCCAAAAUUGUUUCUUUUAAUAAAUUAAUUUAGUUCCUUUACUAUUUGCUAAA